Messenger RNA from Diplodia corticola, 1767 nucleotides. Its product is annotated as mfs transporter. Lineage: Eukaryota; Fungi; Ascomycota; Dothideomycetes; Botryosphaeriales; Botryosphaeriaceae. The record is from RefSeq and is a predicted model, not a curated record. The transcript is spliced from 2 exons. Gene Ontology annotation, molecular function: transmembrane transporter activity. Bases 1 to 1767 code for a protein of 588 amino acids. Gene Ontology annotation, biological process: transmembrane transport.
AUGAAGAACCCGUCCAGGCCCGACCUGGAACAACGCCGCAAGUCGUCUACGCUGCACUACCAGACCUUUCCCACCAAGCCACCCACUUCUCGCGGCCCUCCGCCCUCGCCCGAUGCGUCCUUCGGCCAUCGCCGCGGCGAUUCCGACGCGUCCGCCCAGCACCAUGAGUCGCCGCUCCCCAAGAAGCAGCUCGCCGUGCUCGCAGUCAUCGCCUUGGCCGAGCAGACAGCCCUCAACUCCAUUAGCCCGUAUCUGCCCGAGAUGACAACCACAUUUCCCGGCGUGACGGAGGACAAAGUAGGCAUCUACGUUGGCUUGAUAGCGUCAUCGUUCGCUCUGGCACAAUUUGCAACAAACUUCUUCUGGGGCUGGCUGUCAGACCGUAUCGGCCGCAAACCGGUCGUGCUCAUGGGGACGCUCCUCACAACUGCGUGUUUCAUAGCCUUCGGGUUCUGCAAAACACUGUGGCAAGCCAUAGUCGUACAACUCUUGAUGGGUCUUGUGAAUGGCAACCAGGGCGUUGUUUCAACGUGUCUGGGAGAAAUCACGGAUCGCAGUAAUCAGAGCCGGGCCUUCACCUACCUGCCUGUGGUCUACGGCAUAGGGGGCAUUACCGGGCCCAUCGUAGGAGGGCUGCUCGUCUUCAAGAAGAAUCCAUUCACGGGCGAAAAGGCCCGUUAUCCAUAUUUAGCGCCCAACUUGUUCUCGGCAGCCAUUCUGCUCAUCGACAUGAUACUCACCAUGUUGUUCUUGGAGGAGAGUCUGGAGGGAGCCAAGGAUCUGGCUCCUCUCGGAAAGAGGAUCGAGAGCCUUUUCUCCUGGCUGUGGCAGUUCACAAGCUCCAGCCGACCAACUUACGUUCGCCGAGUGGUAGGCAAGAAUCGUCGCCGCGGCAGCUCCAGCACGCACGCGGACGACGAUGACGAAGACGACGACGCCUCGGACAUUUCUCAAGAAUCUGCCCCCACUCUUCUGCCAAAUGUGUCCAACGGCGAGAACUUGACGAGGCGAGAAGUCCUCAACCGGGACACGAUCCUUCUCCUCCUUACCUUUCUGAUCUUUCAGUUCGCCAAUAUCUCCUACAACUCUCUGUAUCCCAUCUUUGCGCAAGCACCCCCACCCACUGGUCGCAACUUGAGCACCGAAGAGAUCGGAGUUUCUCUUGCCUUCGCGGGAGCCAUCACAAUUUUGUUCCAGAUCGGCAUUUAUGGGAAGCUCAGAGAGAAGAUGGGUAACAAGACCACGUACAGAAUCAGUCUUGCUGCCUUCGUGGUCGCGUUCCUGCUUAUGCCCUGGGUCGGCUACAAGAAUGGUGACAACACAGGCGCAGGUCUUGGUCGCGGCAAGGCCAUCAUGUGGAUCGAGUUGGGCUUCGUGCUUAUUGUCAAGACGGUAGCUGCCGUCGGUGGUUUGACUUCAGCUCUGCUCUUGAUCACGAACUCCGCCCCCGAUCACGCAGUACUCGGCACGCUGAAUGGCUUAGCCCAGACCCUUUCCGCGGGUGGCCGUGCGGUGGGACCUUUCGUAUCUGGAAGUCUGUUCUCCGCUGCAACACGCAUCAAACCAAAGGGCGAGGCUAUGGCUUUUGGCAUCUUCGGCGGAAUCACUUUUAUUGGCUUCUUGCUCAGUUUCGGCAUCCGGGGCGCCGGCCUCGAAUCCGAUGGCUUUGACGAGGAAGAGGGCAGUGAAGCGGACGAUGUUGAUGACGAAGACGAAGACGAAGACGAGAGCUCAAACGAGAGGUCAGGAUUGCUUCGCGGAAAGUGA